Messenger RNA from Erigeron canadensis, 1635 nucleotides. RefSeq names its product alpha-taxilin. Bases 112 to 1446 code for a protein of 444 amino acids. Gene Ontology annotation, molecular function: syntaxin binding. The record is from RefSeq and is a predicted model, not a curated record. The transcript has 13 exons. NCBI's taxonomy places the organism in Eukaryota, Viridiplantae, Streptophyta, Magnoliopsida, Asterales, Asteraceae.
CACAAAACAAGAAAAGAAAAAGAAAAAGUUUACAAACCUGCUUCACCAGGGAUUGUCGUUGAAACUACGAAUAUCAGGCCUCCUCAUUUUUUCUCUGUCUCCUUUGGUGAAAUGGAGAACCCUGCAGUGACCCACCUGCCCGAAGUCGAUUCGUUACCUGACGGUUUUGUUGACAGCUCUGCAGAGCCGUUAGUAUCGUCACCUGCUACACCGGAGCAAGAAGUCCAGGUUACUGAUUAUAAAGAAGAGAGAUUAGUAGAAAUUGAUUCCAGGCCUGAUUUAGUAGUGGAUGACUUUCAAUCGUGUGAAGGAGAUGAUGGAAGCAGUGACCAAGCAAGAACGUUCCCUGUUGAGCUCUCCGAAUAUGUUGGUGAUUGUGAUGCGCAGAAGUCGGGCGAAACUGAUGCUGGAUCGCCAAGUUUUGUUUCUGAAAAGGUGGAACAGGAAAUGGCUCCUUUAAGUGAUGGGAAGAAGAAUGCCAGAGAAAUGUGUCAAGUUUCAGAAAAAACUACGGACCAAGGAGUGGAAGCGCAAGCGGCCCAUGUUCAAGGAACCAUACCAUCAGAGAGCGUUGGAGCAAGCAGAAAAGAUACAUCUGAAGCUAAGCGGAAAAGUGCCAAGCGUACAUUCAAGUCAGAAAAGGAAUUUUUGGAGUUCACUUUGAGUUAUCAGAAAGUUCUUUCUGAAAGAGAUGCAGCUAUCUCUAUGCGUGAUAAGCUUGAGUCAUUGUGUAGAGAGCUACAACGUCAAAACAAGAUGUUGAUGGAUGAGUGCAAAAGAGUAUCAACAGAAAGUCAAAACUUAAGGCUUGAGCUAUCGAACAAAUUUCAGGAAGCUAUAAAGGACGUCACCAACAAGCUGGAGGAGCAAAGAGAUGAUAGCCUGACACAACUAAAGGAGAAUGAAAUGUUAAGAAACCAGUUGAAGCAAAAGGAAGAUCAAAUUGCUCUUAGUGAGCAACAGUAUGCUCACCAGUUAAAGCAGAAAUCUCUAGAACUCCAAAUUGCAGAUUUGAAGAUUCAGCAACACGAAGAAAACUUUGUCAGGGAACAAUCCCAGAUGAAGAUGUAUGCAGAGCAGGUGUCAUCAUUGCUGGCAACAGAAAAGAAUUUGCGCUUACAAUUAACGGCAGACAGUGAAAAGUUCCAGCAAUUCCAGGACGCAUUAGUGAAGAGCAAUGAGGUUUUUGAAACAUUUAAGCAAGAGAUAGAAAAGAUGUCAAAAUCGAUAAAAGAACUCAAAAAGGAAAAUACUUUUCUGAAGGGCAAGACAGAGAAGUCAGACUUCACUCUCAUACAACUUGUGGAGGAGCGAGAACGCAUGAAGAAGCAACUGGAGAAGACCAAAAAUCAAAAAGAAAAGCUCGAGUCGUUAUGUAGAUCACUUCAAGCAGAGAGGAAGCAAAAUCCAGCAGUGCAAAGCAAUGUGGAUUCUGUCGCUGCUUGAAUAUGACAACACUUAAAAGACUUAAAAAUCAAAUCUGAGGUUUCAUUUUCUCGAUCCAGUUUGUUAUGUUUGAGCAAAGUUUUUUGGCUUGUAGUGAAUGUUCAUGUAAUCAAACAUGCGAUCAAAACCUUCUAGAUGAUUGAGCCCGAGCAUUUUGUAUUAGUAAUGAAUCUUGAAAUGUUGGUGUUA